AAAUAACAAGGAACAUGGCGGUGCUAAUUUUGUGUUCUGUAAAAAACAUAAAGAAUUAUACUAAUAUCGACUGAAAUAUGCCCAAUUGGUUAAAUAAAAUACUUAAAUUAUAGUCUAUAAAAAUUUGGUUAAAAGAAUUUUGCACGUAUGCCAUAGAUACUAAAGAAAAAUAUAUUUUUAUUGAUAUUAACGGGACUUUUAUUAAAGUUGGCAACACUGAUGCUUUAGUUUGGAUUUGGUCUUGGACUUGAUUCUUCAGUGUCAGUUUUGACGCCCUGAAAAAUAUCAAAAUUUUUGAUUAUCCCAAGCGGAUGAAAGUAAAUAUGAUUCCUCUUCGGUAUACGAGGAAUUUGAUUCUUCGUGCUCUGUGUGUCGUGUAUCUGUCGGCUUUUUUGUCAUUCUACGCACAAAUACCGGGAUUGUACGGCGACAAUGGCAUCGUUCCUGCUCGGACGUUUCUGGAAAACACCAAGCACGAAUCGCUCGCCUGGAAAAUCCACCAUCGUCCCACUCUGUUGUGGUUAACACCCUUUUUGGGACUGGACGUCACGUCGGGUUUGGACGUACUAGCGCUCACCGGGGCCUUCUUGGCCUUCACCGGAGUUAUCAGCCAGAAGUUCUGCACGAUACCGUUAUUCGCCGGCCUCUGGUCGCUUUACUUCUCUCUGCAUCAAAUCGGAAGGACUUUCGCUGUCGUUUUCGAUGAAUUUCUACUGGAAACCGGUUUCCUGGCGGUGUUCGUGGCUCCUCUGCUGCCGGGCCGCAGGGGCUCCAGAGGGGCUCCGCACAACAGCAUCUCCUUCUGGAUGAUCAAGUGGCUUCUGUUCAGGUUUCUCGUAGUCGGCGGAUUCGUCAAGCACUUGAGCGGCGAUUCGGUUUGGUGGACUUUAAAAGGUUUGAUUCGCUAUUACGAAACCAUACCGUUACCGUCUCCUCUUUCUUGGUAUGUAUACGGUUACAUACCCGAAUGGGGAAUGAAAUUCGCAAUGGUAUUCACGAACGUGGUGGAAAUCGCCCUGCCCUUUUUGUACUUCCUUCCCAUCAGAAGCGUCAGGAUUACGGGAUUCUUUUUACACCUGUACCUCCAAUUGUGCAUCUUAUUGACGGGAAACUUCGGCAUAUGGAAUAUACUGAUGAUGACUCUAUCGUUGGCUUUGCUCGACGAUCAUUUCUUCUACAAGCGAAAGACCUCCGCUGGUAAAGGCCGGACGAUUUUGAGUUUGAUUUUCAACGUCGGUAUACACGCUCUAAUCGCCUACGGGGCGUUCAAACUCUUCUCGUUGAAGCUCGACGGAUCGAAAAUCGCAUCUAAUUUCGCUAUUACGAAGAAUUAUUUGGAGAAAUACACCACCGAAUUGAUCUUGUACAUCGUUUACUACGGUUUGGUCACGUUGGCUGCGACCGUUUUAUACGCCAUAUCCAACGCGCUCUUCGAUAAACGCCAAUCGACCAGUAACAAACUCGUAGCUUUGAUGACGACUUUGUUUUACGCCACGAUCGCCAUUCUCGUGUUUCUCGCCAGUACGGUACCGAUCGCCUCGUUGAGCCCCAUGACGAAUUCCACGGUGAAUCCGACCGUUCGAAUGGUGUACAAUCGAUUGCACAAAUUGAACGUGGUGAAUCAUUACGAGAGCGUCGCCAACAAAUUCCCAUCGACUCCGGGCCGCUACGAGAUCGUCUUCGAAGGGGCCGAUAACGUGGAGGGGCCGUGGAAGGAGUACAACUUUUUGUACAAACCCGGUAAUCCCAAUUCGUCGUUGCCGUUCGUGGCCCCGCAUCAGCCUCGUCUGGAUUGGCAUCUGGCCAAAGCGGCUUACGAGCCGUACGAACGACAUCCUUGGGUGCUGUCGUUCGUCCACCGGAUUUUAGAGCACCAGAACGACGUGCUGGCGUUGAUCGAUUUCAGGGAUUCGCCUUUCAGAAGGAGCGCCCCCAAAUAUUUGAGGGCUUUGCUCUACAAGUACGAGUACACGGGCGUGGAUAAAAGAAACGAAAGAGCUUGGUGGAAGAGAACGAAAUUAUCCGAAUACGUUCCGGCUUUAACCAAAGAUUCGCCAUUCCUGCUGGACUUUUUGAAAGCCAGGCAUCUUUUGCCUGCGAAGGCGGUUAAACCGGCGGGGAAUUCGGCGUGGAAGAAAGUUUUGAAUUCCAUUCGUUACGUCAUCAAUCAUUUGGAAUCGACUUUGCUAUUUUGGUCGGUCCUUUCGGCCGGUCUGGCCAUCAUUUCGACCAAAAGUUCCAAUACGGGAGUCGCGAAAUAAGUUAUGCCUCUUUUUUUUUAAUUUUAAUUUUAUUUUUAUUUUAUUUUUAUAUUAUUUUCAGUUUUAUACUAGAUACUAAUUUUUUUGUACGUUUAUUUUAUUUCCUUCCAUUAUUUCGUGUGUCUUUUUGCGAAUCUCUUUUUUUUUGUAAUAAAAAUGUUUACUUGUUUUUUGAUUAUUGAAUAAAAUUUACGAACGAUCUGAUUAAUA
Molecule: messenger RNA, 2471 nt
Organism: Phyllotreta striolata
Lineage: Eukaryota; Metazoa; Arthropoda; Insecta; Coleoptera; Chrysomelidae
Source: the annotation of a GenBank genome assembly